ACAGUAAAGACUAAGUGAAAACUUAUAAACUAAAAGAAAAUUGUUAAUCACCGGUUAUUUGACGAAAAUUGUACGAAAUCCUACAAAUAUCGUCAAAGCUGACAUUUCUUAUUCAGAGUAGCGUAAACAAUGGUUUUGACAUCGUUAGAGAUCGAAUGGUCURUAAUACAUCAAUUUAAUGUGACCAUUGAAGUCAACUUAGAUUCAGACUGAGGAAACAAUAGAAUAAAAGCAGACUUUAGUAAUCCUUGGCCAUGAAAAUAUCCACCAAAUGUAACCUCAUUGUCGGGUUCUUCUUCUUCUUUGUCAUCGUGUCAGUCUUCUAUUCGUACUGUGGAGGCYUGCAUGUUUGUUACUCCUUUCCAUUCUUCAAUGGAUUUGGCCGAGGAACACAGCCAACUAGACUUACAGUGGCGUCAUAUAUGAUGGAAACGAAAUCUGGCAUGUCACAUGACGGCAAUGACCAAAUUUACAAGCAAACAGAGUCACAAGUCAAAACCGUUUACUUCCAUUCCAAGCAUAAAGAGCACAAGAAAGUUUUAACMCACGCAAAGGACCAUGGUCCGCCUGCUGAUAUAACAGGAACAGUUGCCAUGGAUAUUCUUCGUCGAGCAAAUGUGUCCGAGGAUCAAGCAAAUCGYGCUCUUUAUCGCGAAGAAAAAGUUGAUCAYAACAUUGAUAGAAACGAUUCUCGCAUUUUAAAAUCGUCUUUGAAGUCCGCUGAAAAGUCAUUAARAGUUCGUAAAGGACCUGGAUCAAGAAAGACGUCUUUUAAUUUUAAUCCAAUCAGAAGGCCCCCAAGAAAAUUUCGAGGACCAUACAGGAUCCAAAGGAAGCGCAUGCGUAAAAGAGGUAAAAUGGGCGAAGUUUUAAAGAAAGACAAYGAAAAUCAAGAACAAGCAUUUUAUCGACAUUUUAUGAACUCUUUGGGCUUGAGGUAUYUAGACACGCCGAAAUAUAGAUCUAACGAAACUUUGCAACUGAGUGCCAAGAAGCCAAAUUUAGAAUAUUCUGGAAGACAAAGAAGUAUAAAUAUCGUUUUACCAAAUAAGAAGUUCAGCGAUGAAGGAARUGAACGUAAGACUCCAAAGCAAAUCAAAACUGAGUCAAUUCUCAACGACGCAGUUGAUGUAAAAGAUAUCCAAGUACAUUAUAAAAAUAAAACGAAAGCUAAGGUUUCAAAGAAUUUAGGCAGAGAUAUGGACAUCGAAUUAAAGUCAAGCUUGAACAUGARCUUYUCCACAGAAGGAGRAGAUUUGGGGAAACACGAUGGAAAGUUUGACAGAAAUCUAGUUUCUAAUAAAGAUGACAUUGUGGUUGAGCCAGAAGCAAGAACAUCUCUUUCUCURAUAACCAAGAUSAAAYCUUCAAAACUUCACAAGAAAUCUUYGAUGGGAUUACAGUUGAACUUGACCAAUAUAGCUAASAGCGCACAAGAAUCUGCCAAAAGAAAUAACGAGAAUCAUACGAGCGGUUCUAAUGAUAAAAAUGAWACUAAACUACGUGGAAGAAAGCAAUAUACGAAUCGCUUGAGCAAUGAAAGUAAUACAAACUAUGCCAUUAAUUCUGGAGAAAGCACAACUGCUGUGAAAAUAAUWAAAGGAACGAAGUUAGACAAASAGGAGCCGAYUGAGAAUGCAAACAAAAGCUCAAAACAUGAUGGUGAAGAUGCUGGUAGCAAUGUCGGUUUACAUGGAAACAAGGAAAAGCUGCAAGCAUUUAGAGAUAGAAUGAAACGUAAAAAUGACAUUGAAAUYAUGCAAAAUAGUUCUAAAGAAACUGGCACGGUUGCUCAUAAGGAUUCAGAUAGUCUUGUAAAGCCUCUCACGAUUGUACUGCCAAAACGACUCACAAACGUGUCAGUAGCACCAAAACAAGACAGACUUCCAAGAAAAAAUAACAACACAGAUAUGAUGAAAGCUCUCCACGAAUUCCCUAUCAACGAAAGCAAUGAUGCUUUGAACAAGAGCAAACAGAGUUCUCUACAUAAAUCACGUGGGAACGACUUUCAGCCGCGGCUGCGCAGUCACAUUUCAGAUGACAACGAAACACAAGGAUUCAAAGUCAACGCUACUCUGCGCAAUGAUUUCAAUUCUAAUGACCACAAAGCUUCAGUCAAGACUAACGAGAUGAAUGCCACUAAAUCCCCGAAACGUAAAACAAACUUUCCCACUAKCUAUCACGAAGAAGUAACACUUCCUCGUCCCAAAGUGCUAAAGCAUAAAGGUAAAACAAAGUACAGYAGUGAUGCUGAAGGACCCUUACCCAUCAAAAGCCCAAGUAAACACAAAACUGGUAACCCUAUAGUUUCCAAAAGUAACAAAGUCUCUAAAGCAAGACCCAUUUCMUUAAAAGAGUUAACUCGUUCUGUGAGGAACAUUAGAGAUGAACACACAAGAAAGGCUCUCACUACAGCGUUAGAGAAAGACCAAAAGAAAAUGCAAACAAUAGCAAAUGACAUCAAAUUGACUUAUGAACGAAAGAAUAAACCGUUUCGUUUAUCACGUGUCCUUAGAGACCUUGUAAAAAGACCAGACAUUCCCGAUGAAAACGACUUAAAGAGGAUAAUUUCUGAGUCACGUGAUAAGACACUGGUGAGAGUAAAACGUGUAAGACGAACUCGUCCAUUGAGGGAGAGGAGUGGAGCAAGUGAUGUCGCCUUAGUUCGAGUGAAGAGAAAACAAAGUGAGAGUAUACCAAUAGAUAGAGCGGAUAAGACGCUUAUAAGAGUAAAGAGGAAAAAUACCGAAGAGUUUGAUAAACCURCUGCUGUAAAAAGUACCCGARAAUCCUYKCUUGGCAURCCAUUAAGUASAAAUACAAAGAGCAGAAAAAAAUCCCGAGCACUGGAGCAUAAUAAAGCAAUUGUGUCUCAUAAAAGCGUAGUGCUGAACUCGGGUGGUCCCAAUUUGAAGCCCAUUGGCACCUUGCAUAAAUCAAAAGAACACAAAAAGACGACUAAAGAAGAUACAARCCUUAGURAGGAAGUAAAAAUAAGGGCAAAACAAUCACAAAGGAUUAUACCUGUACAUAAUUCAGGAAAAGCGCUUUUGCGAGUGAAAAGAAUUGAUCCUGAUGCAUAGUGUAUUUUUAUAGACUCUUACGCAUUGCCGCAGUAGCUUCAUUUAACUAUAGCUGCAAGAAUGAUGAGAUAAGAUUUUAAAUUCAUGUUUGUAGAAAAGAUAAAAACACAAAAAUAAAUAAAGUAAA
Exaiptasia diaphana is the source of this 3210-nucleotide messenger RNA. RefSeq lists its product as uncharacterized. The coding region runs from base 255 to 3083 and encodes 942 amino acids. The transcript has 3 exons. The record is from RefSeq and is a predicted model, not a curated record. Lineage: Eukaryota; Metazoa; Cnidaria; Anthozoa; Actiniaria; Aiptasiidae.